This is a messenger RNA of Spirodela intermedia, 2028 nucleotides long. The record is from the annotation of a GenBank genome assembly. NCBI's taxonomy places the organism in Eukaryota, Viridiplantae, Streptophyta, Magnoliopsida, Alismatales, Araceae.
AUGUCAUCAGACGGGCAGGCGUGCGAUGCAACGAGGAACAAACCCGGAGCCGCAACGGCGGCCAAGUCCUCCAGUCUGAAAAGGAAGAUGGAGGGCCUCACCAUUAUGAGCACACCCACCACGAGAAUCCCAGGCUUUCCGAGCCCUGCUGGCCCUCCGAGCCCAGCAGGCCUCGCCGGCUCGCCCUCCACGCCGGAGCCGGCGACGACACCCGGCAGGGGAGCGGUGGCGGCGGUGAGGCGGCACACGGGAGGAGACAGGAGGUGGGAGGCGAUAAGGGAGACGAGCGAGAGAGAGUCGCCGCUGGGACUAAGCAACUUCCGGUUGCUAAAGAGGCUCGGCUAUGGAGACAUUGGGAGCGUGUACCUGGUGGAGCUGAGGGGAACGGGGGGCGCCUUCUUCGCCAUGAAGGUGAUGGACAAGGCCUCCCUGGCCAGUAGAAACAAGCUGAUCAGGGCGAAGACGGAGAGGGAGAUCUUGGGGCUGCUGGACCAUCCGUUCUUGCCCACCCUCUACUCCCACUUCGAGACCGACAAGUUCUACUGCCUCGUCAUGGAGUACUGCUGCGGCGGCAACCUGCACUCCCUCCGGCAGCGGCAGCCCAGCAAGCACUUCUCCGAGAAGGCUGCCCGGUAAGAUUCUGUGCUGGUCUCCCAUCCGCCACCCACGGUGAUUUACCAUACUAAAAUAACAAGAUGGAUGAAACCUCGGAUUACUCGAUCCGCUAGCCGUUGACUUAUUUUGGGUUGAGCUGCUCGAUCAUCUCGCCUUCUAUGAAUGAAAUCCAGCGAUAAAAUUGAAGCUGAGUAAUAUCCUUUCUACACGUUAUUCUUUUUGUUCUUGCGCCGUAUCGUAGGUAUUAUUCAUUCGAUCAUCAUCCGAAUUCUUUGUUCGGGGGGGAUUCGAGUUCCGUACCCAUCCAUGCACGACUGAAUCAGGAGAUUCAAAUGGGCAUAUACUCUUCUAGUGCAAGAUUGUUGGAAAAACAAAUAUGAUCUUGUUUUCUCAUGAUUUUUCCUGAUAAAGGGAAAUAAUCACUCUCACUAUUAAUUUCCGUUUUAGGGAUCUGGGACAGCUCUCAUAAUUUCCAGUUAUUUAGUUGGAAGAUCCUUUUUCCUCACCAUAUGCAUGCAUGCAUUGCACUGCACCUUCUCCGGCAGGUUCUACGCCUCGGAAGUCCUUCUGGCCCUGGAGUACCUCCACAUGCUGGGCAUUAUCUACAGGGACCUGAAACCCGAGAACGUCCUCGUCCGGGAGGAGGGCCACAUCAUGCUCUCCGACUUCGACCUCUCCCUCCGCUGCAUCGUUAGCCCCACCCUCGUCAGGUCCGGAAGCCUCUUCCCCGACGGCGAGAGCCACCACCCGCUCCAGGGCUGCAUCCACCCGUCGGUCCUCUUCCCCCGCUUGCUCCCAAAGAAGAACCGCAAGUCCAAAUCCGACUUCGGGCUCGGCGGCGCCUCCGGCACCCUGCCGGAGCUGAUGGCGGAGCCCACCGGCGCCCGCUCCAUGUCCUUCGUGGGCACCCACGAGUACCUGGCGCCGGAGAUAAUCCGCGGGGAGGGCCACGGCAGCGCCGUGGACUGGUGGACGCUGGGGAUCUUCCUGUACGAGCUGCUGCAUGGGGUGACGCCGUUCAAGGGCUCCGGGAACAGGGCGACGCUCUUCAACGUGGUGGGGCAGCCGCUCAGGUUCCCGGAGUCGCCGCCGGUCAGCGCCGCCGCGAGGGACCUGAUAAAGGGCCUGCUGGUGAAGGACCCGCAGAAGAGGAUCGCCUGCAGGCGGGGAGCCACGGAGAUCAAGCAGCACCCUUUCUUCGAAGGGGUCAACUGGGCGCUCGUCAGGAGCGCCCUUCCUCCCCACGUCCCGGAGCCCAUUGACCUCACGCAAUUUGUCAGCAAGGAGCCACCGCCGCCGCCCCUCCCGGAGAAGAAGGGUCUGGAUGGCAGCGGCGGCGGCGGAGAGAAGAGCAGCGGAGGUGGAGGAGGGGACAAGAGCGACGCUAGUGACCUCGAUUUUGAGUACUUCUAG